CAGGCAAGAAACCUGCAAAAUGCAGUGCUGCGCAAAGUGAAGCGUGCAGUAAGAAGGGAAAAUCGUGCAAGCUUGUGGGUGGCAAGGCAGUGUGCCUAGUGUGCCCGAUACAUGCCUGCUGGAAAGCUUGUCGGGAGGCUGAACCCGACAAAAAGGUGCUCAACGUCUCAUGCAAGGCAUCCGACAUGUGCGCCUGCUCAUACGAAGAUGAGUGUCUACCCUCGAAAUGUCAGGACUACUGCAAGGUGGCAGUUCCACAUGCGGACUCCAAAAAGGCGGUCUGCAGGGACAAUUUGUGCCACUGUGUUGCGCCACCAACGCGCCCGCCAGUAAAGAAAGGUGCGUGCACACAAAAGGCUUGCACGAAGGCCUGCCAGGCUGCAGAACCCAACAAGAAAAUCCUGAAGGCAUCGUGCCCCGAGGCCGACAUGUGCCGCUGCUCGUACGAAGACGACUGCACAGAAGAUAUAUGCCGUGUCUACUGCAAGAAAGCACUCCCAAAUGGAAAGCUCAAAACUUCCAUGUGCAUAAACAACUACUGUUACUGCAAUAAAACAGAAGAAAGCAUGAAGAGAUCUGAAAUGGAAUGCAGCUACAAAGCGUGUGUGGAUGAGUGCAAUUAUAAAGGUCUUCAUAAAGUACUAUUGCAAGCUAGAUGCAACAGUCACAAUGAAUGCGACUGUGUUUACAAAAAGGAUGAAGAUGCUCACAGUGUUUUCGACCUCCUCAAAGUAUGGAAUUCAUUCAAGCAAAGAAAGGAGAGGUCAGAAAUGG
Messenger RNA from Rhipicephalus microplus (southern cattle tick), 774 nucleotides. RefSeq lists its product as uncharacterized. NCBI's taxonomy places the organism in Eukaryota, Metazoa, Arthropoda, Arachnida, Ixodida, Ixodidae. The record is from RefSeq and is a predicted model, not a curated record.